CGCUUCCUCAGAAGACUCAGUGAAGAUGGCACAGGUGGUUUUUGCACUCUUAGCUGUGUUCCUGGUGUCACUCUGCACCGGACAGGACUUUUGCCCAAAGGAAAAAUGUCCUCAGUACAAAGUGGUUGAGACGCACCAGGACUUUGAGGUGCGCUUAUAUGGUGCUACCGACUGGAUUACCACAAAGCUCGACAGCACUGGGGCCAGGGAUUAUUUAGCUGCAAAUUCACGCCUGAAGGCCUACGUCAAGAGACAGGCUGAAGCAGGUUUUGAGAUUCCUGAUGAUUGCUGGCCUGUACUGGUCACUGUUACUGAAGGUGAAGUCUGCACAGGACAGGACUUUUGUGUGGGAAAGUGUCCCCACUACAAAGUACUCGAGGCCUACCCGGACUUUGAGGUGCGCUUAUAUGAUGCUUCCACCUGGAUUACUACCAAGGUUGACAGCUCCCAGUCCAGUGAUGUCCUCGCUGCAAAUUCACGGCUGAAGGAUUACGCCAAGAAGCAAACUGAAGCAGGUUUUGAGAUCUCUAGUGACACUUGGCCUGCACUGGUCAAGGUCACAGAUGGUAAAGGUGAUCCUGAAUUUUCCUUGUCCUGGUUUAUUCCUCCUGGUACCACAACACCUGAAAAUUCUGAUCCCUUGGUCCAACUGGAAAGUAAACCUGAAGCCACCGUGUAUGUAAGGGUUUUCGGUGGCGCUCCAAGCAUCCAGAAUGGCCAAGAAAAUGCAAAGAAGCUUCGUGAGGCCUUGAUUACGGCUGGGAAAACCUUUGAUCAUGACACUUACAAUGGAGCUGGAUAUGAAUCAUAUUUCUCUCUUACUCACCACAAUGAAAUUUGGAUCUACGCUGCCUGA
Molecule: messenger RNA, 856 nt
Organism: Pelmatolapia mariae (spotted tilapia)
Lineage: Eukaryota; Metazoa; Chordata; Actinopteri; Cichliformes; Cichlidae
Gene: soul2
Product: heme-binding protein soul2
Exons: 7
Coding region: 26-856 (276 amino acids)
Cellular component (GO): cytoplasm
Molecular function (GO): heme binding
Source: RefSeq, a predicted model, not a curated record